Molecule: messenger RNA, 1286 nt
Organism: Engraulis encrasicolus (European anchovy)
Lineage: Eukaryota; Metazoa; Chordata; Actinopteri; Clupeiformes; Engraulidae
Exons: 9
Coding region: 138-1286 (382 amino acids)
Biological process (GO): biosynthetic process
Cellular component (GO): endomembrane system
Molecular function (GO): strictosidine synthase activity; hydrolase activity
Source: RefSeq, a predicted model, not a curated record
ACCACGGCACAGACUCCCACUCUGUCUCUCUCUCCCUCACUCUCGCUCACUGUGAGCUACGGAGAAGUACAGUGGACUCCAUCGGUACCGGUACCGUUGUCAACCCGCCAGACGGAAAGGAAAGAGGACAAGGGAACAUGGCUGGUCUUCUGCGGGCGGCGGCUGUGGCUCUUGUUGCCCUGGUGAUUGGACUCUACCUGUUGCCCUCUCCCAUCGACCCCAAACCCAUCAGCUUUGAGGGCCCCCCUCCCCCGCUCGAGGGCCCCCUGGCCCCCAACACCAGACUCCAGCGAGGCCGACGCCUCUUCACAGGACAACUACACGGCCCAGAAUCCUUCACUGCCGACCAGGAGGGGAAUAUCUACACAGGGACGGUGGAUGGGAAACUAUGGCGUAUCCAUGGAGACACACUCACCUUCAUCACACAGAUGGGAGAGAACAUUCCAGAAUGUGGCAGUAGUACGGCCUAUGAGCCGGUGUGUGGGCGUCCUCACGGCGUGCGAUUGGACGGUUCAGGUCAGCUGAUCGUGGCCGAUUCCUACAUGGGCAUCUUCAGAGUGGAGCCAUCUAGUGGACACAAGACGCUACUGCUGUCUAGCCAACAAGGUUGUGAUGGCAUCCCGUUCGGUUUCCUGAAUGGUCUGGAACUCUCUAGAAAUGGAACCAUCUACUUCACAGACUCCAGCAGUCGAUGGGGACGCAGACACGUACGCUACGAGGUGAUUGAGACCAACCAUCUGGGUCGGCUGCUGGCGUUCGAUCCCCUCUCUGGUCGCGUGCAGACUCUACUGGACAACCUCUACAUGCCAAACGGUAUCGCACUGUCACCUGACGAGAGCUUUAUUAUGGUGGCAGAAACCAGCAUAGGACGCAUACUCAGGUACUGGCUGUCUGGUCCUGCGGCCGGCUCCAGCGAGCUCCUGCAGAGCAACAUGAUUGGUUACCCGGACAACAUCCGGCUCAGCUCCCGCGGCACAUACCUGGUGGGCAUCACCACGACCCGCUUCCCAGGGCGCCUCCUGCCCCCCUUUCUAGACAUGCUGGGACCCUAUCCUGCAGUUAAGAGGGCCAUGACCAAGCUGGUUCCUCUGAGCUGGUAUAACUCCCUGCUGCCCCGGUACGGCCUGGUUCUGGAGCUGGGUGCGGACGGCUCGGUUCUGGACAGCCUUCACGACCCCAACGGCAGUCUGACCUGGGCUGUCAGCGACGUCUUCCAGCACGCGGGCCGGACCUACCUGGGGAACACGGACCUGCCAUUCCUACCGGUUCUGGAACACUGGAGCUAA